This is a messenger RNA of Darwinula stevensoni, 438 nucleotides long. The record is from the annotation of a GenBank genome assembly. Lineage: Eukaryota; Metazoa; Arthropoda; Ostracoda; Podocopida; Darwinulidae.
AUGGCUCGACAUCUGUGGAAUCGCCUCGACGGCGACAUCUGUCGAUCAGACGCGAAUCUCAUGACUCUGGUGAAGCGAAGCCUGGUUCUGCUGUGCGUGACGCUGAUGCUGGCAUCCCUGUUCGCGGAGCAGGCCGAUGCCAACCGGCGGAAGCUCAACGAACUCUUCAACGGCUCCAUCUUCGGGAAACGGACUUACUCAGGAUCCGAACGAACCAUUUCGGUCGGCGACGACCGCCGUCAACUGACCGUCGGUCGUCUUCGUCCGCAGAUGAAUACGGGCACUGGAAACAGACGAUGUGCGAGAUGGCGGCCGACGCAUGCAGCCAGUGGCUCCGCGGCGAGGCGGAGUCUCCCAACUGAUGGACCGGAGGACGCGGCAGGGUUGCGGGAUGUCGUUUUUCGUUUUUGCCCGUCGGUGGAGAGGGUCGUCCGAUGA